Messenger RNA from Drosophila mojavensis, 1581 nucleotides. RefSeq names its product probable fumarate hydratase, mitochondrial. The transcript has 4 exons. Gene Ontology annotation, cellular component: tricarboxylic acid cycle heteromeric enzyme complex; mitochondrion. Bases 1 to 1509 code for a protein of 502 amino acids. The record is from RefSeq and is a predicted model, not a curated record. Gene Ontology annotation, molecular function: fumarate hydratase activity. Gene Ontology annotation, biological process: malate metabolic process; tricarboxylic acid cycle; fumarate metabolic process. NCBI's taxonomy places the organism in Eukaryota, Metazoa, Arthropoda, Insecta, Diptera, Drosophilidae.
AUGUUGUGCAAAAGGCGUAAACUCUUGUGCCCGCCGCACCUGGUCCUGAAGAGCUGGCAUCACAAUUUGGCCACGACGCUCUCGCUGCAAAAUCAAAAGAAAUCAAAGGGCGAUGAAAAGUUUCGCGUGGAGAAGGACACCUUUGGCGAGCUGAAAGUGCCAGCUGAUCGACUCUAUGGCGCCCAGACCAUGCGCUCGGUGCUCAAUUUUCCGAUAGGCAGCAUUGGCGAACGUAUGCCGAAACCCGUCGUUCAGGCCAUGGGCAUUUUGAAGAAGGCCUGCGCCAAUGUUAAUAAAGAGUUCGGCAUGGACGCCAAUAUAGCGGAUGCUGUGUCGUGUGCCUGCGAUGAGGUCAUCUCUGGGGAAUACUACACCAAGGGCCAUUUCCCGUUGGUCAUCUGGCAGACGGGCUCCGGCACACAGACGAACAUGAACACCAACGAGGUGAUUAGCAAUGCAGCCAUCAAGGCAAUGGGCGGCGAAUUGGGCUCCAAGAAACCCGUGCAUCCCAACGAUCAUGUGAACAAGUCGCAGAGCUCCAACGAUACCUUUCCGGCUGCUUCGCACAUCUCGGUCGCUUUGGAGCUCAAUAGGCGUCUUAUACCAGCCAUUUCAUAUCUACGGGAUGCACUGCAUUGCAAGGCAGUGGAGUACAAGGAUAUCAUUAAGAUCGGCCGCACCCAUCUGAUGGACGCCGUACCCAUGACUCUGGGCCAGGAGUUUAGCGGCUAUGCCCAGCAGCUGACGAAUGGGCUGGCACGCAUCGAUGCGUGCCUGCCGCGAGUCUAUGAGCUAGCCCUGGGCGGCACGGCCGUGGGCACCGGACUGAACACCCCCAAGGGCUUUGCAGAGAAGGUAUCGGCGCGUAUCGCCGAGCUGACAAAACUGCCCUUUGUCACAGCGCCCAAUUUCUUUGAAGCUCUCGCAGCACGCGAUGCAAUGGUCGAAGUACACGGCGCACUGAACACCAUUGCCGUCAGCCUCAUGAAGAUUGCUAACGAUAUAAGAUUCUUAGGUUCGGGACCGCGUUGCGGCUUGGGUGAGCUCUCUCUGCCAGAGAACGAGCCAGGCAGCUCUAUAAUGCCGGGCAAGGUGAACCCCACCCAGUGCGAGUCCUUGACUAUGAUUUGUGCACAGGUGAUGGGUAACCAGGUUGCGGUAACUGUAGGCGGAGCCUUUGGACACUUUGAAUUGAACGUAUUUAAGCCUUUAAUUGUGUCGAAUGUGCUACGCUCCAUACGCUUGCUCGCGGAUGGUGGCGUCAAUUUUAGCAAGAACUGUGUGGAGGGUAUUCAGCCGAAUCACGAGCGCAUUGCCAAGAUCAUGAAUGAGUCUCUUAUGCUGGUAACGGCUCUUAAUCCCCACAUCGGAUAUGACAAGGCCGCCUCAAUUGCCAAGACGGCGCAUAAGAAUGGAACCACACUUAAACAGGAGGCUAUCAAGGCUGGCAUCACCGAGGAACAAUUUAAGGAAUGGGUAGACCCUAAGAAGAUGCUUGGUCCCAAAUAACUGUAUCAUCUUUUGUAUCGAGUACUUUUUUAAAUGCGAGAUUUGAAUAAAAUAUCUGACUGAACACAUCGA